UGAGCUUUGUACUGUAUCACGCCUCGUCGCUGUUUCGGAGGAACCGAAAGAAGAGAUAUCCCGGCGCGACAAUGGGAAGUGCUUGUUCACAGGGUGUACAUCGUCGCAGGAUAGUCCUGUGGAUGUGUAUUGGAUAUUCCCUCCAGGAAUGGUUGACCGCAUCACAACGCUUCAGGGGAAGAGAGCCGGCCACUUGCCACCUCUCACGGAGUUCUGCAUUGAGACUGACAAUUUAAUCACCGUGCGGACCGACAUCUAUCAGCUGUGGCAUAAGAACGCUUUCAGCGUCGACAUUGAUGAUGGCUGCCGAAUCCGUACCCUCACUGAAGAAGCCACGAAAGUUGGCUUACCUGAUCAUCUCGCAUCAGUACCAAAUAGCUCUGCAUCGGAGUUCUUCCGCGAACACUUCCGUCAUACCCUGUGCGUCAAGUUCCUCGGUGGUCGUAUCACCGUGGACCCGAUGUCAAUCAGAGAGCUUUUCGUCGACCAUGGCCUUGACGAGGAGGGGACUAUCGACGACUUUGACCCCUCGCACAAGGUGUUUCAAACGCCCAUCGGGCGGGAGGUUCUGGAGUAUGAGGCGAGGAAAAGAUUGGAACGCGUAACUAUGGAGAGAGACAACCCACGCGCAUGGCGCGAUGAAGAUAGUUGAACGUAUCACACGCACAGUAUGUUGUAGUUCGACGUGUUUCAAUGGAACCCAAUGCCCGAUA
Molecule: messenger RNA, 713 nt
Organism: Rhodofomes roseus
Lineage: Eukaryota; Fungi; Basidiomycota; Agaricomycetes; Polyporales; Fomitopsidaceae
Exons: 3
Coding region: 149-652 (167 amino acids)
Source: RefSeq, a predicted model, not a curated record